AUGGAUCCUCCGCAGUAUUCGUCUUUUUCACCUUCUUCGUCUUCACCUUCUGUUGUGCCUCGUCGUUUCUCGCCUUCCCCGACUCUUUCGUAUUCGUGUGGCGCCUCAGAUCUCCAGAGCGCUGCCGACACCUUUUUCCCCUCGGGGCACGCGUUUCGUCGGCACGGGCUUUUCCGGAGCACGCGCCGCGUUUCUCGGUCUUUCCUCUUCGCGUUCUCGGGUUCCUUCCUGGCCUUGGUUUUUCUCUUCUCUUUCUCCUUCCCCUCCGAGGGCCCCGUAGAACGCUUGCGAGCGAUUUCGCAACCGAACCGACCGAUUUCCGUGCGGCUUGUCGCAGAGGCCAGCUCGGAUCUGUCGCGCACGCCGACGCUCGAAGCCGACGAGCCUGCCGAGGACUCUGCCGAGGACUCUGCCGACAACUCCACGAUAUCCGAGGAUCCUGAACGUGCGCAGGACCACAACGGCCGAGCUGCCGCAGAAGAUGUGGUUGUUCCUCUCGCCAGCGCCGCCGCAGUGAGGGCGAACCGCGACUUGCGGGCGCUGCGGCGGCGCUCAGGCCGCGGCCGCCUCAGCAAGUUGGCCAAGCCCCGCGCGUUCCUUUCUUCUCUGGUCCGACUGGAAGCUUCAGCGCGCACGACUCGCCACUCUGGACAGGCGCCUCAGGACGGCGCGAGAGCGGUCUCGGGCGAUUCGGCAGCCCAAGACAACGCGCGCGACCGUCCUGGAGACGCGGGCGACCGGCGGGGCGACCGGCGGGACGGGGGGGUUGCUCCCGUCCCGCCAGCAGACGCCGACAGCCACGUGCCGGCGGGGCGGAACUUGACGACCGCCCUGCAGCGCGGUCGGGCCCUGCGCGCCGAAGGCCACGGAGCCGGUCGAGGUGGCACGGACGGCGGCAGAAAGCGCGGACUCGCGAACGGGAGCGUCCAGCGGCUGGUUGCGCAAGCAGUCAGGACGCCCGCCGGCUCCAUCGCGUUGAACUUGUUCGUCAGCUUCGUCGUGGCGUACGUCACGUGGCGAGUUGUGCGCAGUCGCGUGCCGGGCUGGGUGCCGGGCGGUCAAGGCGCCAAGGCGAAGGGUGAUCUCAUUGCGCCGAACGAAUGGAUCGACGGCAAGCCAGGCGCUGCGGGCGGCGCCGGAAAAGGCGCGAAAGAAAAGCCUUCGGCCCUGGACGACCUCAAGGCGCGCGCAAACAGUCUCAAGGCGCUCAACACGCGGGUGGAGGCUAUUCGGCGCGGCCAGGCGCACAAGACCACGCGCGAGCUCCAAAAGGAAACCCGCGCUCUGAAGCAAGAGAUCGAGGAGCUGUACCCUGCGCUGCAGCGGCUGCGCGCGGCAAACGCCUCGAUGGAACGCGAACUGGCCUCGAGCGCCCUCGGCCAAGCCGGCGCACCUCCAGGAGCAGCGAACGUCCCGCCUGGAAUGCUCUUCCCCGGCGGCGAGAAAGGCGCGCAGCCCCUGGUCCUUCCGCUGCUGUCCACGGCCGACCCUGUUGGAGGAAGCUCGACGUACGUGGCGUUGCCCGCCGCGCCGCACGGAGCUGGGGCGGCCGCGUUCUUCUCGCCCCAACACUUUCGCGGGCCAGAGGCGCCGUCCACGCCGCCGCGCGCGGCUGCGAAGCCUGGCCCCGCGGCGGCGGUCCCCGCGGCCGCUGCGCUGCCGAGCGCGCUGGAGGCCGAGAUCGCGGCCAUGGAAGCCGAGAAGCGUUUGCAGCAGGCGCAGGCGGAGAAGCGCGCGCUCUCGAGUAAACUGCAAGCGGUCGAGGGCGACGUGGGGCUGCUGCGUGAGCGUCUGAGGAUCAGCGAAGGGAAAAUGUCUGACGAAGUCGCCGCGACGGGCGCUCUCCGGCAGCGAAACGAAGAGCUCCUCGAGGACGUUCAGCAGGCUCACGCGGAUCUGCGGGACGUGCAGCGCAGCUACGAUUCCGUCAAAAACUACGCGGAAGACAUGAGCAAGUACAGCGAUCUCCUCGAAAAGAAAGUCGCCGCUCUGGAGGCCCAGCUGCGGAGUCAGCCCGAGGCGCGUCGGUAG
Messenger RNA from Neospora caninum, 2031 nucleotides. RefSeq lists its product as hypothetical. NCBI's taxonomy places the organism in Eukaryota, Apicomplexa, Conoidasida, Eucoccidiorida, Sarcocystidae. The record is from RefSeq and is a predicted model, not a curated record. The transcript has a single exon. The coding region runs from base 1 to 2031 and encodes 676 amino acids.